UUAUUAUUUUCCACUCACUUUCUCACACUUCAAAAUGGCGGCGUUGAGCAGCGCCGAGUCCCCACCGCCCGUCUUUAACGGAGACACCUCCGAGCGGCAGCCGGGCAUGGAGCCGGCCCUGGGGGAGCUGGGCACUGCGCUGGACUCCUCUUGUCCGGUGGAGAUCCCUGGAGGUCCGCAGGAUGAGGAGAUCUGGAAUAUCAAACAGAUGAUAAAGUUGACCCAAGAACACUUGGAGGCUCUUCUAAACAAGUUUGGAGGCGAGCACAAUCCUCCCUCUAUAUAUUUAGAGGCCUAUGAAGAAUACACUAGUAAGCUGGACGCCCUGCAGCAGAGGGAGCAGCAGCUGCUAGAAGCCAUGGGCAAUGGCACAGACCUCUCCUGCUCUCCAACACCUGUGCCGCCGCUCCUGGAAGUCAAAAUGGGAGGGUAUAUGGUGGCGGAGGGUGCUCAGGCGUUUCCCACGGCGCCGAACACGUUGGCAGUACUGCAAACCCCCACAGAUGCCAGUCGGGCCAACCCUCGAUCGCCACAGAAGCCCAUCGUUCGGGUCUUCCUGCCUAAUAAACAAAGAACAGUGGUACCGGCCCGGUGUGGGAUGACCGUGCGAGACUCGCUAAAGAAAGCUCUAAUGAUGCGAGGACUCAUCCCAGAAUGCUGUGGGGUCUACAGGAUACAGGACGGGGAGAAGAAACCUAUUGGUUGGGAUACAGACAUCUCCUGGCUGACAGGGGAGGAGUUGCAUGUUGAAGUGUUGGAGAAUGUGCCUCUCACCACGCACAACUUUGUGAGGAAGACCUUCUUCACCCUGGCCUUCUGUGACUUCUGCAGAAAGCUGCUUUUCCAGGGGUUCCGCUGUCAGACGUGUGGCUACAAGUUCCACCAACGCUGCAGUACUGAGGUUCCCCUCAUGUGUGUUAACUACGACCAGCUAGACUUGCUGUUAGUAUCGAAGUUCUUCGAGCAUCAUCCUUUCACCCAGGAGGAUGUCUCUUCAGAGGGAACCACCCCCGUGUCCGAAGUGUAUCCAUCACUCCCCCCAUCCGAUUCCACUGGGUCUAUGUGCCAUACCACUCUGUCUCCGUCCAAGUCCAUACCUAUCCCGCCUAACUUCCGGGCCAGCGAGGAGGAUCACCGCAACCAGUUUGGUCAGCGGGACCGCUCAUCGUCGGCCCCCAACGUCCAUAUCAACACCAUUGAGCCUGUCAACAUUGACGACCUGAUUCGAGAUCAGGGCUUGGCAAGGUCUGAUGGAGCCCCCCCGACCCACCCUGCCCGCUGCUUGAGGAAGCAUCGAACACGGACCUCAAGCCCCCUUCUAUACUCCUAUCCCAAUGACAUAGUGUUUGAUUUUGAGCCUGAGCCUGUGUUCCGAGGGUCCACCACCGGACUGUCAGCCACUCCCCCUGCUUCAUUACCUGGCUCUCUGACCAGCGUGAAGAUUCCCCAGAAGUCGCCGUGCCCACAGAGAGAGCGUAAAUCGUCCUCGUCAUCUGAGGACCGCAAUAAGAUGAAAACACUGGGGAGGAGGGACUCUAGUGAUGACUGGGAAAUCCCAGAGGGUCAGAUCACUCUGGGUCAGAGGAUAGGCUCAGGCUCCUUUGGGACGGUCUUCAAGGGAAAGUGGCAUGGUGAUGUGGCGGUGAAAAUGUUGAAUGUCACCGCUCCUACACCUCAGCAGCUACAGGCCUUCAAGAAUGAAGUGGGAGUCCUCAGGAAAACGCGUCAUGUAAACAUUCUGCUGUUCAUGGGCUACACCACUAAGCCUCAGCUGGCCAUCGUCACCCAGUGGUGUGAAGGCUCCAGCCUGUACCACCACCUGCACAUCAUCGAGACCAAGUUUGAAAUGAUCAAGCUCAUCGACAUCGCCAGGCAGACCGCUCAGGGCAUGGAUUACCUGCACGCUAAGUCCAUCAUCCACCGCGAUCUGAAGAGCAACAAUAUUUUCCUCCAUGAGGAUCUGACAGUGAAGAUUGGUGACUUUGGCCUGGCCACAGUCAAGUCCCGAUGGAGUGGCUCCCACCAAUUUGAACAGCUGUCUGGCUCCAUACUGUGGAUGGCUCCAGAGGUCAUCCGGCUGCAGGACAAAAACCCCUACAGCUUCCAGUCUGACGUUUACGCUUUUGGCAUUGUGCUGUACGAGCUCAUGUCAGGAGCGCUGCCCUACUCCAAUAUCAACAACAGAGACCAGAUCAUAUUUAUGGUGGGCCGAUGUUAUCUGUCCCCUGACCUCAGCAAAGUGCGUAGCAACUGCCCAAAGGCAAUGAAGAGACUAAUGGCUGACUGCUUGAAGAAGAAGAGGGAGGAACGACCACUCUUUCCUCAGAUCCUUGCGUCCAUUGAGCUGCUGGCUCGCUCGUUACCCAAAAUCCACCGCAGCGCCUCAGAGCCUUCGCUAAACCGAGCAGGCUUUCAGACGGAGGACUUCAGUUUAUAUGCCUGCGCCUCGCCCAAAACCCCCAUCCAGGCAGGAGGCUACGGAGAGUUUUCAGCAUUUAAGUAAGUGCUGUGCGCCACCACUCCAUCCGCCGUCACUGCUCUUCGCGGUGGAUUUAAUUCAUCACUGGAAAAAAACUAUAUAGUCUUAAAAGAAUGUGCCGUUUUCUUCCUCUAUCGACCUAAUGACGGGAUUCCUUACACCUCAACGCUGUCUAGUCGGCAAAUUAGCCAAAGUGACAGGCAACCAGAAUUAGGAAAAAAACACGUAGAAACACACACAAAAAGAUACUUGAAGACGAAGCACGAAGAUAUCCAUCCCGUUUGGAGAAAAAGGCGGGGCAUACUUCCCCUGGUCGACCAGCCUGCCCAAGGAGACGGAUGUGAUGCGGUGAGGAGCUUUGGAAGGUAGAGGCUCCGCCCUUCAUUUCCUGUGCGGGCGAGGAAGAGAAGGCACGCCAUCCUUCGGGCCGUGGGACGUAAGGAGGCCUGUAGAGGGAGCCCUCUGUCAGGCCUGGCUCGACGUCGUUCCUGCGUCGAGUCAAGAAGUGGGAUUACCUCCCAGCCUUGACUUGAAAGAUAGAUUUUUUUAUAAAUAUAUAUAUAUAUGGAUACAAAUUUGUCAUGCUUCAACAUAAAUUAGGAAUUUCAGGUUUUUGUUUUCCAUCAGCAGCUGUUUUUUUGCCACCAUUUUUUAUGCUGAUGCCUUUUUGAAGGGCAAUCAUUAGUGAGCUGAUUUGCCAACAAAAGCUGCUUUUUUUCCUGCGAUGGAAGCUACACAAAUGAUCCACAUUCCAUUUUAAACUGGAAGCAGUUAUUGAGCAUGAGAGGUGUGGAAAAAUCUUGUCCCUUUGAUUUUUUAUUUAUUUAUUUUUUUUUUGCCUCUGGAUUUUUUUAAAGACUUGAGGAGCAAGCAGGCAUUGUUCUUGUGGAGAAGAGCAACCCGUGUGAGUUUUUCUCCCCUCGGCCUGUGUACACUACACUUACGCAGCAUCAUUGCAACAAAUCCGUAGCCUAACCUGCACAGUAGCGAUACUGCCAACUGUGGUAUCGAUCCAAUACUAAGUAAAUACACGGCCAGAAUUGCAGUUACUGAUUCUUUUUUAUUUGACAUUUCCUCAAAAAAUGAACUAUCAACAAUAGGUCAACAACGAGACACUAUCGUGAAAAUAAACAUAGAGAGAACUGGAAAAUAUUAUCACCGUGGUAUGGAUCAGACACUGAUCUUUUUGGAUCGGUCAGCCCACACCUAGUGCAUGUGUCACCUAUGAUGACUUAUACAUGUCACUAUGUUGGAUACCCGUGGUGAACAAUGGUAAGGUGUCAAAUCAUACGGUUCACGCAUUUUGGCGAGGGCUAGCACGCAGUUUCGAAUGCUUCUUUUCUCUGGCUGCCUCGUGACGUCCCAGCGAGUGGGAAACACUUAUUUAGAUAUUAAGUAAAGCGCUACUCGCCCUUUUUCGUGUAGUUUGAAUUCCGUCGGCAAGUGUGCAGGUUUACCUCAUGUUGUGACCGGGUGAAUCGACGUAAUGCUUAUGAAGAUUAUUUUCGACCGUGUCAGGAAAAAAAAUAUCGAUGACGACUCUAAGAGAUGUAUUUAAACAAAGUAUGUUUUGGGGGUGGGGGGCAUGGAUUUAUUUGCAAUCGGAAAAUGGAACGCCGCUACAAACAAACCGCUUGCAGACAGAUUAAAAAAAGGGGUUAUAAAGUGAGCGUGGCGCAAAAUGUCCAACAAAGCAUAUCCAACACAUUAUUUGGGCCACAAGGAAAUAGAUUAGAAUCAUCAUUGGUUCUCUUUGAGUCAAGGCGUUGACAUUGCUGGGCCUUGUCCCUUGUCCAGCUCCAAGAUGCGGUGUUACUCCCUUUUGUUGUCUUUUUUUUUGCCUUUUUCUGUACAGACCUGUGAUACUUAGGUUUUCUUUUUUUUUUUUUACAUUCAGACAUCUUUUACUUUACCAUGAAGCUUUCUUGCUAAAUCUCGAGGACACACGCUCUUGUAGAACAAUUUAGACAAUACAGUGGAUUUCACUGAAUUAGUUGUGUUGUUGAAAAGCGUUCAUGAAGGCUCCUUUUACAUUAUGUUGCUGAUUCAUAGUCCAAAAAAAUUAGCAUAGCGUUGUUGUCCCCAAAAUCUGGACCUACUGUACAUGUUUUAAAUUAGAUGCAGUGACGUUGCUUAACUACAUCAUUCUAUUGUGCUACUUUGGGGACAUUUCAUUAUGCUGGUUGAACAUAACCUUUUAAAACCGCACACUGUGGUUUGGCUGCUGGGUUCUGUCUGUGUUGCUAUGGUAAUUGGUCGGGAUCAACAAACGCAUGUCUACGUAGCUGAAAGCUGAACGUACCGAUUCCAACUACACUCCCUGAAAUGGAGCCCAAAAACAGCAUAUGGCAUUGAUCAUUUCAUAAACAAUACUCUAAUGCGACAAAUUCUCUCCCGCUAAACUCACUGAACAAGCAGCUUUAUAUUUUCGCUGUCUCAGUAACCCAUACAGUACAUGUACAUGUUCAUGUUUGCACAUAGCAUCAAAGUGUCUCAUUGACGCUGACACCAUGAUCAUUAGGGAUGGGAGUCUUGCAACAACUCCUGAUUUGAUUUGAUUCCGAUUUUUGGGGUGACGAUUCGUUUCAGAAUAGAUUGAAAAUAAUGAAUCAAUUUAGAAUCGUAAUAAAUAAGAAUCCUGAUUAGGGUUAGAAUCAAUUACGGGGUGUAAGAGAUGGCCUAAAAACAUUUUACAAAAAUGUAUUUUUAUUUAAAAGAAAAAAAGUUUUUUUUUCCCACAAUCAAUUUUUGAAAGUUAUGAAACAGCAAAUUUAAAAUCAGAAUAAUAACAAUCGUGAUUCGGAUGUGAUGGAUUUUUUUGGAGCAUCCCUAAUGAUCCUCUAUGUAGUCAGAACAUUUAGGCUUUCCAGCAAAAUGGUUGAAGAAGCUAAAUAGACGUGCGGGAGACUUUUUAAAUCGCUUACAAACACUUUGAGAUGUUCAGGUUGCACUACUUGAUAUAUACUGUACAUCUCUACAUUAUCUUUAUGUUGUCUAAAUAUGAUCCAGUCACUGAACAUCUGGACAAUAUUCAUUUAUGAAGGACAGGUGGAGUUACUUGACAUGGUCCUGACAUUUCAGAGCCGAUGAAGAUAUUUGUUUUUUUUUACUAUAAGCCGGUUAAACCUUCAAAUGAAUUUUAGGCUAUUUUCAGAAGGACUUUAUUGUAUACAUAAACUCACACUGAACUGUGUAAUUUUAUGAAAAGACUUGACUAAAAACAGGCUUCAUUGUCAUAUAUAUAUAUAUAUAUAUAUAUAUAUAUAUAUAUAUAUAUAUAUAUAUAUAUAUUUAUAUAUAUAUAUAUAUAUAUAUAGUGCAGAGAGAAUUUUAUUGAAUAGAUUGUUCGGAGCUGCUAAUUAGAAGGCUGAGUUUGUAUCAUUUUCAACUUUUUACACAAAGUAAUAUUUAGCUUUGCUAGUAACACCGUUUUUUUGCUACCUCUGCUGACCAUCACGUUGAUCUUGGAAUUUGUGACUUGUACUGAGAUUUGAAACAUUUCAUUUUUAAUUCAAUUGAAGCAAAUAUUUAGUUAUUUGUAUGUGUGCAAUCACUCCAUUAUGUGUAUGUCCAAUAUUUCUUUUUUGUUUGUUUUUUAUAAUAAAAAAGGGUGUUCUAAGUACUACCAGUGGGACUCCUACCACACUUUAAAAAAUCAGGGGUGUGUCUCAAGUCAAAUACUUCCUAAUGUACAUUUCAGUAAGUAUUCUGGUUCCUCGAUGUGCGGAUUUUAGCUACCAGAUGGCGACUAUUGAGGGUGAUGAGUUUACAGCACUGAUUUUGAUUCAACAUUGUUUUUUAAGCAUUAGCAGUUUAAAAAAAGUCCCACUGAAAUUUGUUAAAGUGUUAAAAAUAAAUCAUUAGUUAUUCUUUAUUUUAUUUAUUCUAAAUCAACUUCAGAUCUAUCCGUCGAUUAUUAGGUUUUUGUUUUGUUUUAAAUUUGUUUUUUAUGGAUCUUUUGUUAGUUUUGUCAUAGAAUGUUUUUUUUUUAUUAUGCCGAACAUAAAAUUACACAUUUUCCCCAAAAAAUAUUUCAAAGUGGAAUAUUUGAGGUGAAGUAAUUAGAGGCAGGUCAAUAGGUUAAUAAUGCAUUCCAACACUGAUUUUGAUGUAUUAUUAUUUUUUCAGCAACGCCUUUUUUUUACAGAAAAUAAUAUCCUGCUUUGCAACUUUGUGUUAUUAGUGUCAACAUUCAACUGUGUCUCGAUACAUUUCACUUGCAUGCUUCUUAUUCCACUUUUUAAUGUUUUUUUUUGUUUUUGUCUUUCGAAUCGUAUGUUUAGAAUGUACCGCGGGCCACUUAAAAAUUAGCUGAGGUCCACAAUUGGCUCCCGGCCGCACUUUGGACACCCCUGCUCUAAUGGUAAAUAAGUACACAAAGUGCAGGAGUAAUUAUGGAAUGCUUUGUUUCUGUGCUUACUCAGCAUUUUGAGUGCCCUCAAUAGUCGCCAUUUUAAAAAUGUACAAAGCAGAAGGUGAAGAAGCGAUACAUAUUGUGACGGAUUUGAAAUGUAUGUAUGAACUAAGUACUAUAUGUAGCGUACAUAUUGAAGUACAAGACACACUCUUGGUCAUGAAGGAUUUGUUUUCCUAUUUCAACUGCUUAUAAAUUGCUUAAAAAGUGACCUCCAAUGCUCUCCGCUUGCCACAGUUAUGUUUAUUAUAAUUAUUAUUAUUGUUCUGGAUUUGUGUUUUUUUCUACGCAUGCACCUUAACAAAUGAAGUACAUUUCAUAUAACAGAAAACUUUCAUGUCCAACUUCCUUCCUUUUUGUUGCUUGUUUACGUCAUUCCUCUCACUUGUAAAUAGUGUACAUACUAAAGAAAAAAUAUUGUCAGUUUGCUAGGAAGGCAUGGAGACUUACAUGUAAACACAAAUGUCCGAAUGAAAGUUUUUUUUUUGUUUUUUUUGUUUUUUUGAAAGGCACACUUGAAGGACAAAAAAAAUAAAACCCUGGAAUAUUCAAGGCUGUAUUAUAAGGAGAAAGAGCUUAAUGUAUUUGUUGUGAAUAUGAAAAACUGAUAUAUUAAAGAAGUGCAUGAAAAGCUG
Nerophis lumbriciformis (worm pipefish) is the source of this 7528-nucleotide messenger RNA. It is a transcript of the gene braf, whose product is annotated as B-Raf proto-oncogene, serine/threonine kinase. The record is from RefSeq and is a predicted model, not a curated record. Gene Ontology annotation, molecular function: MAP kinase kinase kinase activity; ATP binding. Gene Ontology annotation, cellular component: plasma membrane; mitochondrion; cytosol. Gene Ontology annotation, biological process: protein phosphorylation; MAPK cascade. Lineage: Eukaryota; Metazoa; Chordata; Actinopteri; Syngnathiformes; Syngnathidae.